This is a messenger RNA of Laetiporus sulphureus 93-53, 1518 nucleotides long. RefSeq names its product glycoside hydrolase family 5 protein. The transcript is spliced from 6 exons. NCBI's taxonomy places the organism in Eukaryota, Fungi, Basidiomycota, Agaricomycetes, Polyporales, Laetiporaceae. Gene Ontology annotation, biological process: glucan catabolic process. Gene Ontology annotation, molecular function: beta-glucosidase activity. Gene Ontology annotation, cellular component: cell surface; extracellular region. Bases 88 to 1518 code for a protein of 476 amino acids. The record is from RefSeq and is a predicted model, not a curated record.
CAAGCCCCACAGGUUAAAAGCGUACUGCCGCGAUAGAAGGUAGAUGUGCAACGUUCAAAGACCGUCGAACACGAGUGCGGCCAACCAAUGUCUAGCUUUCUCCGCGUCGAGGGCACGAAGAUUGUCGAUGGGGAUGGCAAAGAGGUCAUUUUGAGAGGCGCAGGCAUGGGAGGGUGGAUGACAAUGGAGAACUUCAUCAGUGGUUUCCCCGGAUGUGAGUUCCAAAUACGCGCUGCGCUCGCCGAGGUGAUCGGGCAGCAAAAAUCCGAGUUCUUCUUCGACAGAUUCCUUGAACAUUUCUUUGCGGAGGCAGAUGCUGCCUUCUUCAAGUCGCUUGGCCUGAACUGCAUUCGAAUCGCGAUCAACUACCGGCACUUCGAAGAUGACAUGAACCCACGCGUCCUCAAGCUCGAAGGAUUCAAGCACCUCGACCGUGUCGUAGCGGCCUGCGCAAAGCACGGAAUAUACACCAUCCUCGACAUGCACACCGCACCAGGCGGGCAGAACGGCGGCUGGCACUCAGACCACGGCGCGCACACAGCUUCUUUCUGGAUUCAUAAGGACUUCCAGGAUAGGCUGGUCUGGCUUUGGACGGAUAUAGCGAAGCAUUACAAGGACGAGAAGUGGAUUGCGGGCUACAACCCGAUGAACGAACCUGCCGACCCCGAACACGCGGGGCUCAUCCAAUUCUACGACCGCGUAUACGCAGCCAUCCAAUCCAUCGAUCCAAACCAUAUGCUCUUCCUCGAUGGGAACACCUUCGCGUCUGAUUUCACGCGCUUCCCGGACGACGCUGCUGUGCGAUGGCCGAACGCAGCGUACGCGAUCCACGACUACUCGCUGUACGGCUUUCCCAAGUCACCUGAGCCGUAUGAACGCACGGACGAGCAGCGCCGAAGGAUGCGGCGUAGUUAUGAGCGUAAGCGCGAGUGGAUAGACGCGCAGGGCCUCUGUGUGUGGAAUGGUGAGUGGGGUCCUGUGUACGCACGGAGAGAAUACGAUGGCGAGGCGACCGACGAGAUCAACGAGCGACGAUACAACGUCCUCGCUGACCAGUUGGAGAUGUACCAUGAGGACCGCCUCAGCUGGUCCAUCUGGCUGUACAAAGAUAUCGGCUUUCAAGGAAUGGUCUACGUCUCUCGCGAGACAUCCUACAUGCAGCACUUCAAAGACGUUCUCCAUAAGAAGUACCGCCUCGCCGUGGACGCUUGGGGUGCAAAUGAUCGCUUCGUGCGACAUGUGUACGAUCCGCUGGUCGAACUUAUCAAGCGCGAAGUGCCAAACGAAGCCGAUCAGCGGCUGUAUCCCUAUCCAAUCUGGACGCUUGAGCGCCGCGUCGAAGCGAUUUCGAGGAACACCUUGAUGGGCGAGUUCAUGGUCCGCGAGUGGGCGGAACAUUUCCGUGGCAUGGGAGAGAAAGAGUUGGAGCGUCUUGCGGAGAGCUUCAAGUUUGAGAAUUGCAUGAAAAGAGAAGGAUUGAACAAAGCACUCAGGACACAUGCCAGUGAGAGCACCUAA